CUCUUCGUCUGGAAUCUCCACCACAUUUUUAUUCUCUUCAAAAAUUAUCUGCUUCUAUUUUUAUAAUUAAGCAAGAACGGUCUUCGUAGCAUAAAAACGAGACACGGAUAUAGAGAUAUCGUGAAUUGACUUUUGUCUGACAAAUCCUCUUCGUCAAUUUCAGUGGCUCUGCUGCUUCCUUUGUUGUGAAGCCACAUAGAUUAGAUUGAGGAAUGAUCCAAACUCAUGUCAUACACACAUUUGUAAUCUGCUACACAAAAUACUUUUAAAAUCACACACACUAAUAUUUUAACUCUCCCCACUCUUUGCCUUGCCCUUGGCUCUAGAACCGAACGUGACUCUCCAGAUAGACUUUUGGAGUCACAACAUUGAGUUUGAAGAGGAGGGAAGAAGUGAGCUAGGGAUUGGUUCAGAGUGAACAUAAAUGGCUCUCAAGGCAUUAGACUACGAUACUCUGAAUGAAAACGUCAAGAAGUGUCAGUAUGCCGUAAGAGGUGAACUUUAUCUCCGAGCUUCUGAGCUGCAGAAAGAAGGCAAAAAGAUUAUUUUCACAAACGUUGGGAACCCUCAUGCUUUAGGACAGAAGCCAUUGACAUUUCCUCGCCAGGUGGUUGCGCUUUGCCAAGCUCCGUUUCUACUAGAUGACCCAAAUGUUGGAAUGCUAUUUCCAGCUGAUGCUAUUGCAAGAGCUAAACAUUAUCUUUCCUUGACUUCAGGCGGUUUAGGUGCUUACAGUGAUUCAAGAGGCCUUCCAGGAGUUAGGAAAGAGGUUGCUGAGUUCAUUCAACGGCGUGAUGGGUAUCCAAGUGACCCAGAACUCAUCUUUCUCACUGAUGGAGCUAGCAAAGGUGUGAUGCAAAUCUUGAAUUGUGUUAUACGCGGUAAUGGAGAUGGGAUUCUAGUUCCGGUUCCACAGUAUCCACUUUACUCAGCUACCAUAUCACUGUUAGGUGGUACUCUUGUUCCUUACUAUCUUGAUGAGUCUGAAAACUGGGGACUUGAUGUUGCUAACCUUCGACAAUCCGUUGCUCAGGCUCGUUCUCAAGGGAUAACAGUAAGGGCAAUGGUGAUCAUUAACCCUGGGAACCCAACUGGCCAGUGUCUAAGCGAAGCUAACAUAAGAGAGAUAUUGAAGUUCUGUUAUAACGAGAAACUGGUUCUUCUGGGAGACGAGGUUUAUCAGCAGAACAUAUACCAGGAUGAGCGUCCCUUUAUCAGCUCCAAGAAGGUUUUGAUGGAAAUGGGUUCGCCGUUCAGCAAGGAAGUUCAGCUUGUAUCUUUUCACACAGUCUCUAAAGGAUAUUGGGGUGAAUGUGGACAGCGAGGUGGAUACUUUGAGAUGACCAACCUCCCUCCAAGGGUUGUUGAGGAGAUAUACAAGGUUGCAUCAAUUGCCCUCAGCCCUAAUGUCUCUGCGCAAAUCUUUAUGGGUUUGAUGGUUAAUCCUCCAAAGCCUGGAGACAUUUCAUAUGACCAGUUCGCCCGUGAAAGCAAGGGGAUUCUUGAAUCUUUGAGAAGAAGAGCAAGGCUCAUGACAGAUGGAUUCAACAGCUGCAAAAACGUCGUGUGCAAUUUCACAGAAGGUGCAAUGUAUUCGUUUCCUCAAAUACGGUUACCAACGGGAGCUCUCCAAGCUGCAAAACAAGCUGGAAAAGUGCCAGACGUUUUCUACUGUCUCAAGCUCUUAGAAGCCACAGGAAUCUCCACAGUACCUGGCUCUGGAUUUGGACAGAAAGAAGGUGUGUUCCAUCUGAGGACAACAAUCCUGCCAGCAGAAGAUGAGAUGCCGGAGAUCAUGGAUAGCUUCAAGAAGUUCAACGACGAGUUCAUGACUCAGUAUGAUAAUAACUUUGGUUAUUCGAAAAUGUGAUUACUUCUUCUUCUGAACGACUAUUGUGUUCUGCUACACUCUUUAAAGCUAAAUCUCUGUAGUACACUCUUUCUCUUUGCCCUAUUCUAUAAACCAUAUCUCUCUCUUUGUGUCUCUUUUUUUUGGGUGUAAACUCUCUCUUGUGUCUCUAUUUCUAUUUUCAAUUGGAAACUGAUUAAGAUCUUUUCUCAAUGAAAUGAAGUUUAGGCCAUAGAUUAUUUUUUUUAAUCAACGGUGAUAGCCUUUUUUUAGUGUGGCAAUGUGAAAUUUGUAAUUAUGCUAAUUAUAUUAAAGAAAAUAAUAAUAAUCCAUGUCCUAGUUUGUUUUUGAUUAUG
Messenger RNA from Arabidopsis thaliana (thale cress), 2205 nucleotides. It is a transcript of the gene GGT1, whose product is annotated as glutamate:glyoxylate aminotransferase. The record is from RefSeq and is marked reviewed. The transcript has 14 exons. Gene Ontology annotation, cellular component: peroxisome. Bases 425 to 1870 code for a protein of 481 amino acids. Gene Ontology annotation, biological process: glycine biosynthetic process; L-alanine catabolic process. Lineage: Eukaryota; Viridiplantae; Streptophyta; Magnoliopsida; Brassicales; Brassicaceae. Gene Ontology annotation, molecular function: glycine:2-oxoglutarate transaminase activity; pyridoxal phosphate binding; mRNA binding.